GUUCAGUCGUUAAAUUAUAAUGUAAAUACUGAAUAUUUAAUCAUGUUAUUUAAAAUAGUUAUUUUUCUUUGUAUGUGUAAGUUUAGUGCACAGAAUGAUCAAGUUUUGCUUAAUUUACCGGAAGGCCACCAAUGUUUUUGGAACGGGAUGCUUGGAAAGUGUACCCCAAUAAUAGCCUGCAAAUCAGCCAAAGAUGCUAUAAAGAGAAAGAUUCACCCUCCCAUAUGCAGUUUUGAAGGAGUAAACCCUAUAGUUUGCUGUAUAGAAUGUGAGCAGACGCACAGUAAUCAGGUCUCAGACUAUGAUAUAGAUUCAAGAUUUAACCAAUCAAGGAGCAAGGCGAGAAAUUAUUGCUUAAAAUACUUGGCAAAAUUAAGCUAUCCAUGCCGUUUUGUUCCAAGAUAUCUGCCUGAAGAGAAGGUGGAUCCUGAGAGGAACUGCUACCAGGAGGAACCGACUCUAGAAGAUGAUGGCACCACCAAGUUUAUUGAAGAUUAUAUUUCUACCACUGAAAGCAGUGGUUUGUUACAUCUGGACCGUUACCACUAUCAACCUUUACCCCCAAUAAGUUUCGGGUUCGAUGCUCAACGCAGCCAGUUUCCUCAUAUGGCUCUGCUGGGGUAUGGUGAGGACAUGAAGACGGCGCAGUGGCUGUGUGGAGGCUCCGUCAUCAGUGAGCGAUACAUCCUCACUGCUGCACACUGCAUAUCCAGUCCUACUGCAGGUCCCGUGAGAUACAUAGCUGUGGGAAUGUUGAGGCGUUCAGACCCUCCGGCCUUCUGGAGGAGGCACCACGUGACGAGUAUAGUUCCUCACCCGGAGUAUGUUCCUCCUCAUAAGUACCACGACAUCGCACUACUGGAAACUGACACUGAUAUUCAGUUCGACGGUUCCGUCCUGCCCGCCUGUCUGCACUCGGAGCCGAACCCUGCUGCACUAGGUUCGGGGCGCGGCACUGGCCGGCCGGGGCUGGCCACCCUGGUCAACCUUAUGCUCGCCGGCAAGGUGGACGAGGCCGUCAUCGACGUCUUGUAUGGAGCGAACCUCUGCGCCCUACGCAAGAGGGAUGGUGGCAUUCGUCCAAUUGCCGUAAAACUAGAGAGAUACGAUGAAGAAACCUGCUCCCAACUGUAUCCCAAGCACAGGCAUUUGGUUUACGGUUACAAUCACACCACACAAAUGUGCUAUGGAGAUUACGAGAAGCCGAAAGAUACAUGCGAGGGUGACAGCGGGGGUCCUCUCCAAAUAGCAAACGACAUGUUGAACUGCGCGUACGACAUCAUCGGCGUGACGUCAUACGGGCGUCAGUGUGGCGUCACCGCGGGCUCCGGGAUCUACACCCGGGUGUACCACUACUUACCCUGGAUUGAGAGCAUCGUCUGGCCUUGAAGAACUUUUUAGAUGUCAGUGAUAUUAAGCGUGGAGCACCUACUUAGACAGUUUUUAAACCAAACUGACUGUCAGCCACCGCGGAUUGAUACGCGCGGCAGAUUCCGUUUGUGCGAAAGCUGUUUAAAUAUAAUAUUAACCGUGAUUUAACAGAACCCAGUAUUUGAUUUAUAAGUAACAAUUAAGGUAUCUACGUUUUAAAAGCUAGCUGCUGCAUAAAAUCUAAUACUAAUCUAGCUUCUGGUUUGUAUGUAUUUGUAUGAAACCGUUUUUGAUCGAAGAGCACGUGCAGUCGCUCUCAGAUAUCGACCGAUUUCAUGCAGUCGCUGCAAGUGCGGUCGACAGUUGCGGCAGAUAGCAUAGGUACAAAACGCACCUUUACACUUUACACUAUUACUGUUACAGCCUUUGUACCGUCCCACUGCUGGGCUGCGGCCUCCUCUCACACGGAGAAGGAUUGAGCGUUAAUCACCACCCUUGAUCAGCGCGGGUUGCUGAUUUCAGACUACUAGCAUAUGAAAAAUAACAUAAACUUAAACUCUUACAAUAAGAAAAGGA
Molecule: messenger RNA, 1947 nt
Organism: Helicoverpa zea (corn earworm)
Lineage: Eukaryota; Metazoa; Arthropoda; Insecta; Lepidoptera; Noctuidae
Product: serine protease snake-like
Exons: 12
Coding region: 43-1389 (448 amino acids)
Biological process (GO): proteolysis
Molecular function (GO): serine-type endopeptidase activity
Source: RefSeq, a predicted model, not a curated record